GUACCCAGCAAGGAACAAUAUCGCACUAUUUGUAUGAGAUUCAUUCGUAUUACAUCACCCGUGUGAUCGCGACAGUGCAAAAGUACAAUGUCCAAAAAGGUGCUGAUUGUUUUGCCGUCGAAAGAUUUCGACGUAACCGAGACCUCUGUUCCAUGGCGAAAAUUAACUGACGCCAAGGUGCAAGUGGAUUUUUGUACUGAGAACGGAAUUCCAGGAGAAUGUGACCCUUUGCUAUUGGAUGGUGUCAUUUUCGGAAAGUUGGGAGCUGCUCCUGAAGCCAAAGCUUUUUACCACGAAAUGAUCAAAACAAAAGAGUUUCAAAAUCCUACAAAGUACAAAGACACCGAAUUCAUGGACUAUGAUUGCGUCCUAUUCCCAGGAGGACAUGCACCAGGAAUGAAGCAGUAUUUGGAAAAUGAAACCAUCCGAGACAAAAUUGUCCCAUAUUUUAAGAAUAAAUCGAAAGUGGUUGCUGCAGUGUGUCACGGAACAAUUGUGCUGAGCAGAACAAUUGAUAAUGCAACUGGAAAAUCAAUUUUAUACAACAGAAAGUCUACUUGCCUCCCAAAGUAUAUGGAAAGAAAUGCGUAUUAUUUGACGGCCUGGAAGCUUGGAAAGUACUAUCGGACUUAUGACGACUAUGUCGAAGACGAAGUGCGUCAAGCAAUGCAAUUUCCAGAUAAACAGUUUCAGCCUGGAACUUGUAACCAAUUUGGCAGCUUGGACGAACGCUAUGCAUUUGUUUGCGUUGACGAGAAUUAUAUCUCCGCUCGAUGGCCAGGAGAUUGUUACAAACUAGCAGACACCAUUUUAGAAAUGAUUAAUCCUGUAAACCAUUAACAAAUAAUUUAUUGGGACGUCUAAUCAAGUAAUGUGGUACAAAUUAAAUAUGUAUUACGAAUAGAUUAGAAGCAAACCACUUUAAGAUAUUUAAAUAAACAUUGAGGUAAUGCGAGUACGUGUGUAGUUAUUGGCUUCAUGAAAGAGUUGUAUACAUAGUCGUCGCAGAAAAUCCAAAUGAAUUUUGUGUCUUUUAUGUCAAGUCUUUAUGAAUUUUGUGCAUGAAUUUUACGUUGUAAAACAUGAGCCGCUCUUAGAAAUAAAUCAAAAUCUGAAUGUGAAUAAAUUCGACAAAAUGGAA
Molecule: messenger RNA, 1141 nt
Organism: Folsomia candida
Lineage: Eukaryota; Metazoa; Arthropoda; Collembola; Entomobryomorpha; Isotomidae
Exons: 3
Coding region: 88-840 (250 amino acids)
Source: RefSeq, a predicted model, not a curated record